Messenger RNA from Dufourea novaeangliae, 480 nucleotides. RefSeq names its product cytochrome b5-like. The record is from RefSeq and is a predicted model, not a curated record. Gene Ontology annotation, molecular function: heme binding. NCBI's taxonomy places the organism in Eukaryota, Metazoa, Arthropoda, Insecta, Hymenoptera, Halictidae. The transcript has 2 exons. Gene Ontology annotation, cellular component: membrane; intracellular membrane-bounded organelle. Bases 1 to 480 code for a protein of 159 amino acids.
AUGAAACCAAGCGACGUCGAGUCGAAAGACAGCAUGGAUCUUCUCAGUCUGACCCUCCGAUCCAUCGAUCUGAGAGAUUCGAUACUGCAGAACGACGAUUUUCUUGAUUCGAACAGGGAGGUUGGUGCAGUUGAAAGAUUACCGAAACAGAUCAAAGAGGAGCCCAAAACCUCGAUCAAAGAGGAAUCGAAAGAAUUAAAGACUAUCAGCCUGGACGAGGUCGCUUGGCAUGACACUGUCGAUAAUUGUUGGGUCGUGAUCUACGAUUUCGUCUACGAUUGCACCGAUUUAUUAACGGAACAUCCCGGUGGUUCGGAUGUAAUCCUUGAAUACGCUGGCAGGGACGCCACUCUGGCGUUCAUAGGCACUGGACACUCCAGGGCAGCUAGAUCUAACCUGGAAAGGUAUCUAAUCGGCGAACUUCCGCCGGAAGAGAGGAUCUUCCGCGUUCCCGAUGGCCUAAAAAUCGAUGGGUUUUAA